This is a messenger RNA of Notechis scutatus (mainland tiger snake), 3132 nucleotides long. The record is from RefSeq and is a predicted model, not a curated record. Lineage: Eukaryota; Metazoa; Chordata; Lepidosauria; Squamata; Elapidae.
AUGUAUGGUGAUAGGAUUCCAUAUCAUAUCAGCUUUGGUGAUGCUACUCAGGAAACAACAAAGCACAGCCUAAAACCAUAUGCCUUAACCAUCCCAGUCCGCAGCAGCGCAGACGGAAGUUACAUUUCCAACUUUGUUUCUAUAAGACACUUGAGAAGAUUAGUAAGGGAUGUUUCUCCAAGUCAACCCAAGGAACUCUACUUCAACGUAUCUGCCUUUGGGAGAGAAUUUCACCUCCGACUGAGGCCUAACACUCGUCUCGUAGCUCCCGGCGCGGUGGUGGAGUGGUAUGAAGAUUCUCCAUCGAUCUACAACGGAACGGAAGAGGUUCACCAGGAUCAAGGCGAGGGGGUCAUGGAGAGACUAUGGAAAAAGGAAUCCCUGCGGACCAACUGUGCUUACGUUGGAGAUCUGGUGGAUAUCACAGGAGCUUCCGUCGCCAUGAGCAACUGUGAUGGUCUGGCUGGCAUGAUCAAAGUUGGUGAAGAUGAAUUUUUCAUUGAGCCCCUGCAGAGAGGCAAACAAAUGGAGGAAGAGAGAGGACGGCUUCACAUGGUCUAUAGGAGGUCAGCAAUUGCACAGAAUUCAUCCGAUAUUCUCCCUGAUUUCCAAAGUAAAGAAUCUGAUUCACUCAGCCUGGAGUCGACUUAUGCAAGAAUAGAGCAGGACCUGAACAAAACGCUGAGGCGACGCAGACACGCCGGAGAAAACGACUACAAUAUUGAGGUUCUCCUUGGGGUAGAUGAUUCCGUGGUCCGAUUCCAUGGCAAAGAAUACGUGCAGAACUAUCUUCUCACCCUUAUGAAUAUUGUGAGUGCCAUCUUUUCUUGUCUUGGUUUGGGAGAAAUAAAGAUCUCUUCUUACGAUUGUCUCCUCGAUGACCCUUUUGAACAUAAUUGGCCGAAACUUCCUGAGUUGCCAGGGGUAAAUUAUUCUAUGGACGAGCAAUGCCGCUUUGAUUUUGGAGUGGGUUACAAAAUGUGCACAGCGUUUCGAACAUUUGAUCCAUGUAAACAGUUGUGGUGCAGUCAUCCGGACAAUCCUUAUUUCUGCAAGACUAAGAAAGGCCCUCCCCUUGAUGGGACAGAAUGUGCCCCUAGUAAAUGGUGCUAUAAAGGUCACUGCAUGUGGAAGAACACGAACGAGUUGAAACAAGAUGGCGGCUGGGGAACUUGGACAAAAUUUGGGUCCUGCUCCAGGUCCUGUGGAACGGGCGUUCGCUUCAGAACACGACAAUGCAACAAUCCCAUGCCAAUUAAUGGGGGUCAAGACUGUGCCGGUAUCAACUUUGAGUAUCAAUUGUGCAACCUGGAUGAAUGCCCAAAGCUUUACGAAGAUUUCCGAGCCCAGCAGUGUCAGCAACGCAACUCCCAUUUCGAAUAUCAAAACAGCAAACACCACUGGCUUCCAUAUGAGCACCCAGAUGCCACCAAGAGAUGCCAACUUUACUGCCAGUCCAAAGAGACGGGUGACAUUGCUUACAUGAAACAACUGACCCACGAUGGCACUCGCUGUUCAUACAAAGACCCCUUCAGUAUAUGCGUCCGUGGAGAAUGUGUGAAAGUUGGUUGCAACAAAGAGAUUGGAUCCAACAAAGCUGAAGACAAGUGUGGAGUAUGUGGAGGAGAUAACUCACAUUGCCGGACAGUGAAAGGGAUCUUUACUAAAACCCCCAAGAAAUCUGGGUACCUUAAGAUGUUUGACAUCCCAGCGGGUGCUCGACAUGUGACUGUCCAAGAAGAUGAGGUUUCCCCUCACAUUCUUGCCAUUAAGAACCAAGCAACUGGCCACUAUAUCCUAAAUGGCAAAGGAGAAAGAUCCAUCUCUCGUUCUUUCAUCGACUUCGGCUUAGAAUGGGAAUACCACAUAGAAGAUGGCAUAGAAACCCUUCAGACAGAUGGGCCUUUGCAUGAUGCCAUUCUUGUUCUGGUAAUUCCUCAGGAUAACAAUACCCAAUCCAGCCUGAUUUACCGAUACAUAAUUCAUGAAGAUUCUGUGCCCAAUGUCAGCAGUAACAAUGUCCUUCAAGAGGAACUGGACACCUUUGAGUGGGCUUUGAAGAGUUGGUCCCAGUGCUCCAAAGUCUGUGGAGGAGGUUUCCAAUAUACCAAAUAUGGCUGCCGCAGGAAAAGUGAUAGCAAAAUGGUGCAACGCGGUUUCUGUGACGCCAGUAAAAAGCCUAAACCAAUUCGUAGGAUGUGUAACCUUCAGGAAUGCACUCAGCCAUUCUGGGUAUCAGAAGAAUGGGAGCACUGCACCAAAACCUGUGGGACGUCCGGUUAUCAAAUCCGAAGUGUACGUUGCGUUCAGCCGCUUCAGGACAGUGCAAACCGCUCCGUCCAUUUCAAGUACUGCAGUGGAGAACGUCCGGAGAGUCGCAGGCCUUGUAACAGAACACCAUGUCCGGCUCAAUGGAAAACAGGGCCGUGGAGUUCAUGCUCGGUCACCUGUGGUGAAGGGACAGAAUCCAGGCAGGUGUCAUGCCGCACAGGGGAUCAGUGUGAUGGAGAAAAGCCAGAAUCCAUGAGGGUUUGCAAACUUGCACCCUGUAAUGAUGAACCUUGCCAAGGAGACAAAUCGAUCUUCUGCCAGAUGGAAGUGCUCGCUCGAUACUGCUCCAUUCCGGGCUAUAAGAAGUUAUGCUGUGAAUCUUGCAACAAACGUAGUGGCAACUUUCCUCUUCCUUUCUACAGCGAAGCAGCAGAAACCGAAGAGGGCUUCAUCGCCAGCCCCGCUGUCCUUCCAAAGUCUUCGGUCACUCCAACUUCUUUAGUCCCUCCUCGCUCUGAGCGACAAAGCGCUCCGGGAAGAAUGUCCUUGGCUGAAGACAACACUCAAGUCCUUCUCCCUCCAAUCUACAAGAGGCCCCAAGCUGCUAAUAAUCCAUCUCAUCGGAGAUUUCGGAGUCAAGCCAGUAACAAGAUGUCUGGACCAGCUGCAUUGCACCAUAACCUUUCCACCAACGAUGGUCUUCUUCUUAGUCACCGUUCCUCAACUUUGUUUGACACUGGGCCAGUGGUGACACACCAUCCCACUUCUGUGGACAUUCAUUCUUCUCCCAGAACCCCAAGGAGAAAUGAAAAGCGAGCCGAAAGACAGCAACCCUUAAGAUCCUCCACUAUAGGAAGAUGA